This is a messenger RNA of Cetraspora pellucida, 125 nucleotides long. NCBI's taxonomy places the organism in Eukaryota, Fungi, Glomeromycota, Glomeromycetes, Diversisporales, Gigasporaceae. The record is from the annotation of a GenBank genome assembly.
GCAUUGAUGAAGUUGGUGUAACUAAAGAAGCAGAUGAUGAUGUUGAUGUGACUAAAGCAGAUGUAGAUGUUAAUGCAACUAAAGCAAACACAUUAGAUGUAACUAGCUCACAGUUUCGAAAAUGG